Triticum aestivum (bread wheat) is the source of this 1343-nucleotide messenger RNA. Its product is annotated as NADPH-dependent aldo-keto reductase, chloroplastic. Bases 1 to 1098 code for a protein of 365 amino acids. Lineage: Eukaryota; Viridiplantae; Streptophyta; Magnoliopsida; Poales; Poaceae. The record is from RefSeq and is a predicted model, not a curated record. Gene Ontology annotation, molecular function: oxidoreductase activity. The transcript is spliced from 7 exons.
AUGCCCUGGACCAACCCACGCAAUCGUUGCAUGAUGCAUGUUGGCGAGCCGGCUCUUCCGGACCGUGAAUCAAACAGGCUUCCGUGGCAGCUCAGUUUCGGUCGCCUUCCUUAUCCCUUCCUGUCAUGUGUAGUUCCAAACAGCGACGAAGAGGAGAGACGCGGGGAGAAAAGGAGGAAGAAGAUGGCCACCUAUUUCACCCUCAACACCGGGGCACGCAUCCCCUCGGUAGGCCUCGGCACCUACAAGUCCGGCCCCGGCGUCGUCGCUGGCGCGGUCACCGCCGCCGUCAAGGCCGGGUACCGGCACAUCGACUGCGCACCACUAUACAAGAACGAGAAGGAGAUUGGCGCUGCCUUGAACAAGCUCUUUGAUAACGGCGUCGUCAAACGGCAAGACCUUUUCAUCACUUCAAAGAUAUGGUGCAGCGAUCUCGCGCCCGAAGACGUUCCGUCGGCAAUCGACCGCACUCUCAAUGAUCUGCAGCUGGAUUAUCUUGACCUGCACCUGAUUCAUUGGCCCUUCCAGAUAAAGAAAGGCAGCGAGCUGAGCCCGGAAAACUUUGUCGAGCUCGAUAUGCCCGAGACCUGGCGGGCAAUGGAGAAGCUGUACGAUUCAGGCAAGGCCCGCGCAAUAGGCGUGAGCAAUUUUUCGACCAAGAAGCUGGCCGAUCUGCUUGCCGUGGCCCGUGUUCCUCCGGCUGUUGAUCAGGUGGAGUGCCACCCUGGUUGGCAGCAGGCCAAGCUCAGAGCCUUCUGCCACACCAAUGGAGUUCAUUUCUCUGCGUAUGCGCCGCUAGGUAGGAUGAAAGUCGUCGCGGAUAACCCGGUGGUGACAUCGAUAGCCGAGAGUUUGGGAAGAACCCCGGCACAGAUCGCUCUGCGAUGGGGUAUCCAGCAGGGUCAGAGCGUGCUUCCUAAAAGUACCAAUGAGUCGAGGUUGAAGGAGAACAUUGACCUGUUUGGCUGGUCCAUUCCUGAAGAACUGUGUGACAAGUUUUCUGAAAUUGAACAGGUUAAGCGAGUCAGGAACGAAUCAUUGGUGCACUCUCAGAGCAUUUACAAAACAAUGGACGAGCUCUGGGAUGGUGAAAUAUAACUGAAAAUCAGCGCCCGCAUGAAAUGCAAUCUGCAACUAGACUUGAAAUUUAUGAAAUUUACGCCGCUUUGUUUUAUAAGAGGGAAACAAUGCAUCAUGCCAGAAAACGCAGCGACCUCUUGGUGUGCAUUUUUGUUGCAUUUUUGGCAGACGACGUCGGCAUUGUUGCAUGGUAUUGGUAUGCAUGCAUGAAUAUCUAGAGAGGAGCCCAGGAAUGAAAGCAUAGAACGAGCAAAUUUACAGCA